This is a messenger RNA of Tachysurus fulvidraco (yellow catfish), 7269 nucleotides long. RefSeq names its product gap junction Cx32.2 protein-like. Gene Ontology annotation, biological process: cell communication. The transcript is spliced from 2 exons. The record is from RefSeq and is a predicted model, not a curated record. The coding region runs from base 223 to 1020 and encodes 265 amino acids. NCBI's taxonomy places the organism in Eukaryota, Metazoa, Chordata, Actinopteri, Siluriformes, Bagridae. Gene Ontology annotation, cellular component: connexin complex.
AAUGAGCAAAAGACAUGUGAGCAUGUCCAGCUGACCAAUGACACAGAUGAUGAGGAGAUGUUUUGGUUGUCAGACAUUAACAAACAAAGACAUAGGAGAAAUGAAAGUAGGAUCGAGCGUCUAGCUAAAUCAGGAACACACACUCAUAGAACACACAUUUGAAGAUCACACACUUGACGCAACACUGCUCCCGAGUAAAUCUGAUCAUCAGUAUCAAUUACAAUGGGAGACUGGGGAUUUCUGUCCACAUUACUGGACAAGGCGCAGUCCCACUCUACUGUCAUUGGCAAGAUCUGGAUGAGCGUCCUCUUCAUCUUCAGGAUCCUUGUUCUGGGCGCAGGAGUUGAGAAUGUAUGGGGAGACGAGCAAUCUGAUUUAGUUUGCAACACUAAUACACCGGGUUGUGAGAACAUCUGCUACGACUGGAUGUUCCCCAUCUCUCAGGUCCGCUUUUGGGUCAUGCAAAUCAUCUUCGUGUCCACUCCAACCCUGCUGUACCUAGGACACGCUGUCCACGUCAUCCACCAGGAGAACAAGCUUAGAGAGCUGUGCAAAACCAAACACUCAGUCAUGACACCAAAAUACACAACCGAAAGCGGCAAAGUCCGAAUCAAGGGCAGGUUGCUGUGGAGCUACUUUACUCAGCUGUUUUUUAAAAUUAUUCUAGAAGUAGCUUUCAUCACUGGCCAGUAUUACCUGUAUGGAAUUAUAAUGAUACCUAGAUUCAUAUGUAAUGACAUCGUCUGCCGCAUGCCCACAGAGUGCUUCAUGUCCAGACCCACAGAGAAGACCAUCUUUAACAUCUUCAUGCUUGUGGUUGCAUGUGUUUCCCUGGCCUUAAACGUACUAGAAGUGUGCUAUUUGCUUUGCUGUGGGGUAAGACGACGGCCAAAAUAUGAAGGAGCGGUGCGCUACCAUACACGACCCAAUCUGCCACAAUUGGCUGAAAUUAGCCAGGAAGCUGCAGAGUGCAUUAAGCAAAACGGUUUGAACGGAGACUUGGAGAAGCGCUGGGCAUAGAGGAGACAUACAGCUGCUGAAGAAAUACAUCUGAAAAAUGACAUACAUACACUCUAUAAAACCCAUUUUAGAUUUAUUCUGAAACUCAGCAUUGGGUUUGAUUGACUAUGGCAGCAUGGCUUGUUUAAAUAUAACAAGAUAUGGGAAAGAUUUUAACCAUAGUGUGAUGGGUUGAUUUGUUUAACUAAAAGUUUGGGCAGAAACAAUAGUUUUUAUAGUUUUUACAAUGUUUUUAUUUUUAAUCAGCACAAAAGUAGCUUCACACAGCACUUUUUAUUUAUUUACUACAAAAGCAGUCUGAUUGAAGUUCAACACAGUAACUUAGUGUCUAUUUUAAAAUUGUAGAAUAAGCUACGAGCUUAAAAAACACAAGACUAACAUUAAUCUAACUUCCGUACUAGCCGGUAAUACCUCUUUGAUCCUUUUAUAAAUAGCUAGAUGCAAUGUAGCGGUAAACUUGUUAAAUUAAUUUAACUGCAAAUUAACAUAUUAAAUCUGUGUCAUUUUCACCUUGAAUAACAUUAGAAUGCUUUUUUUUGCCAGUAGUGUAACAUGCCAUGCAGACAAGCAGUGUUAAAAGUGUUAUUGCUUUCGUAACAUAUCCACUUUAUAAGUUAACUUACAUUUCUUGCAGUCGCAGUUCAUUUCUUUUACUUGCAGUUUUUUUUCACAACAAUGGAAAAUUCCAGAAUUUUGAUAAUGAAUGGCACAAAUGUUUUUUCCUUUCAGUUCUGCAAGUCUAAACCACAAGUUAAACCUAGCAAAACAACCCAUCACUUUUUAGAGUGUAACAUAUGAAUAUAAUUUUUUUUAAUUUAGUUUAAUACAUUAUCGUGAAUUCGCAAUUCUGUACAUCAUGACUGCACAGUUAAGCUGACUGUACUAAGUGUAUAAAUGACUACAUAAUCUUCCAGUCAUUUAUAAAUUCAUAGACUAUAUAAUACUUUCUGUGCAUGAUUGUCCUUGUAUUUAAGUAAUGCUAAAGCCUUUUUAUGUGUAGUAUAAUAAAUUCAGUUUACAUAAAAAACUAUGCCUUGUCUUGUGUAAUAAAUCAGUGUCAGGAGUUUAUUGGAUAGAAACAGAAUAAAAAAAUGUGAAGUAUAAAGUUUAAAAUCAAGUUAGUAUUUAUCUCUACUAUUUAUUUAACAUAUAUCCAUUAUGAUCAAAUUGGAAGAAAUGGUGGUGAGGAAAAACUCCCUGAGAUGAUAUAAGGAAGAAAACCUUGAGAGGAACCAGACUCAGACAUGAACCUCAUCCUCAUUUGGGUGACACUGAACAGGAAAUAAUAUAAAUGUAAUGUAAGCAAUUUACAGGAUUUUUUUUUACAGGUUUUUAAGGUAUAUCGCAAAGAUCCAGAGAGAGAAAAGUGGAGUAUGGAUUAUUUAAAGGUAUACAAAGGAAAAAGAAAAAGAAAAAGAAAAAGAGGAUAUGUUCCAAUGCCUGGAUUUUUAACUGUUUAAAAUGAGUUGUGUGCCGAAUCAAAGCAUGGUGUCGACUCUCAACUGGCUGGGAAAUUCAUUUAAUGGGAGUCAAGAUCAUAUGGCAAGUGUAACAGCCUCUCACUUUAAUUUUUUCAAGCUGGUAAUAAAAAAACUCUUAAAAGUGAGGAAAUUUUGACAAGCGACUCACUUUUUCCGCCGUUUAUCUAGCAAGUUUUUUAAAUAGUUUGUUUGCUGGAGUUUUUUCCGUAUAAAUACAAUGGAUUCAAAAAGUUUUCAGACUUCAUUGUUGUUACUGUAUGUAGAAAUAACUGAUUAGUCAUUUUAUCCAUUAUUUACAUUUACAGCAUUUGGCAGACUCUCUUACCCAGAGUGACGUUCAAAUGUGCUUUUAAGUCUCUAUCAUUUUUUUUUUUUAAAUACACACAUACAACAAAUAGGGGAUAAAGUGCUAGUUCAAGUAUUUCAUGAAGAAGUAAGUCUUCAUCUGUCGUUUGAAGAUAUCCAGUAACUCAGCUGUUCCUGACAUCUAGAUGUUCAUUCCACCACCUCGGUGCCAGAACAGAGAAGAGUCUUGAUGUGUACCUGCUUCUUACCCUGAGAGAUGGUGGGACCAGUUAAGCCAGGGUUUCUCAACCUUUUGCAAGCUGGGCCCUCCUCAAAGCAGGUUAAUUGGAGUUGGGGCCUCCCUCACAUCAGAAAGCUUUGAAGGUAUGAUGAAGCAUAUCUGCAGCUUUUUUGUAGCUGGUGGUGCGUCUAGAGACUAGACUGGAGUGAAUGGAGAGCUAUGUCGUGAGUCAAUUUAAAUGCAGUGAUUUAUUUUUGUGUGAGAAAAAGUGAAGAAACAUUUUCCAUUUACACCCCGCUCUGUAAACCAGGGAGGGAAUGGCGGCGGCCAUGCGCAUUUAAAGCCUGGACGCCGAGGGGUGUGUCUCUCCUCUCUGCUCUGACUGCAGCACGAGGCUACUGAGAGACUGACCGCUUAUGAGUGCUUUUGUACGGGAGAGGGGCUCACGGCAGCACCCGCUGCUCGUUGAGCACAGUAGGCCUAACUGCAGAGUGAUUUGUGCUUUCGAGUCUCCAAACACCACAAAAGUCUCCAAAAAAUCCAGUAAAAGUCACUGGAUUUGUCGCUUUUGACAAAAAGCGGGGAACAGAGAAGAAUACUGGUCACUAACUUGAGAAGUAACAGUCACCGGUUCAGAAACUAUUUCAGGUAAAAUUCUCAGUUUCCAAAUAUACAUGAUGUAAUGGGACAUGAAUUACCUCCAUACCAAUACCUUGAAUUAAGACAUCACUACCUGCAUAAGAGGCUUCAGAAAACGGUAGAGUACUUUCUAACACACAUGUCUGUGCCAAACUAGUAUCUCUCAGUACUCUUACAGACUGUUUUACAUAACCAGUACCUAAUGAGACAUAACCUAAACAUACAAAGGAUCUAACCAUUGUCUCAAUGAGGCAGUGACUCUCAGAGAUGCUUUUUGAAACCGCUACUGCAUUAACCUUUUUAAUCUCCGCGCGCUGCUUAGUUUGCUUCCGCUUGAUCACGGGGCAGUUGGCAAUGACAUGACCCAGCUCAUGACAACAGAAACAGGUAUGAGACCCAGAUGAGGGAUCAGCCAUGGUUUUUAUAUGGAAAAAAACUCUUUACAACAAACUAUUUAAAAAACUCUGAGCUUACUAGAUAAACGGCAGAGAAAGUGAGUCGCUUGUCAAAAUUUCCUCACUUUUUUAUUACCAGCUGUGAAAAUUAAAGCUAUGUUUUUUCCACUAGUGGCAGCAGUGGUUCAUGACAUAGUCUCGAACAAAAUCACGGUGAGAGGCUGUUACGCUUGCCUUAUGAUCUUGGCUCCCAUUAAAUGAAUUUCCCAGCCAGUUGAGAGUUGACACCAUGCUUUGAUUCAGCACACAACUCAUUUUAACAGUCCAGGCAUUGAAACUUUUUCUUAACCUUUGUACACCUUCAAAUAAUCCAUACUCCACUUUUCUCUCUCUGGAUCGUUGCGAUAUACCUUAAAAACCUGUAAGAAAGUCCUGUAAAUUGCUUACAUUACAUUUAUAUUAUUUCCUGUUCAGUGUCACCCAAAUGAGGAUGAGGUUCACGUCUGAGUCUGGUUCCUCUCAAGAUUUCUUCCUCAUAUCAUCUCAGAGUUUUUCCUCACCACCGUCACUUCCGACUUGAUCAUAACGGAUAUAUGUUAAAUAAAGAGAUAAAUACUAACUUAAUUUUAAACUUUAUACUUCACAUUUUUUUAUUCUUCUUUAUACUUCACAUUAUUUCUGUUUCUACCCAAUAAAUUCCUGACACUGUCUGAUUUAUAACACAAGACAAGGCAUAGCUUUUAUUUAAACUGAAUUUAUUAUGCUACACAUAAAAUGGCUUUAGCAUUACUUAAAUACAAGGAAAAUCAUGCACAGAGAGCAUUAUAGAGUCUAUGAAUUUAUAAAUGACUGGAAGAUUAUGAGUAUAGUCAGCUUAACUGUGCAAUCAUGAUGUACAGAAUCGCUAAUUCACGAUGAUGUAUUAAACUACAUAAAAAAAAUUAUAUUCCUAUGGUACACUCUAAAAACUGAAAGGAAAAAAAACAUUUGUGCCAUUCAUUAUCACAAUUCUGUAAUUUUCCACUGUUGCAAAAUAAUCUGCAAGUAAAAGAAAUGAACUGCGACUGCAAGAAAUGUAAGUUAACUCAUAAAGUGGCUACACAGCAAAAACAUCAGUGUUAUUUCAACUCCCAUAGUGUUAAAUUUAACACUUUCCCAGAAUUUAUAUAAUUGAUACCAGUUCAGAGUUAAAUUAACACUUUGGAUAGUGUUAAUAUUUUAACUCCAUAAUAGUGUUAAAAAUGUAACACUCAGAGUGUGGUUUCUUAACACGUUUAAGAGUAUUUUUUUUUACACUAAACAUGUGUUAUUCCUUUUCACUGUGGGUGUUAAUUCCUAACAUUCACAGUGUUAUUUUAUGACAAUUUAAAGUGUAUUUUUAACUCUAUAUCGUGUUACUCCCUUACUCUUAAAGUGUUAACUUAGAUCAUUCAGUGUUAUUAACACUUUACAGAGUAUUCAUGACAGUUGUGUUACAUUCAAUGUUCUGAAAAUGCUUUUUCACUACAAGAAAAAGAGAAACAUAUGAAGAAUUCAACUUUUAUAAUAAAGACAAAAAUAUCCAAGCACCAUACAACUUGAACUCCAUGCACAUUUACAGAGAAAAUAAUGGUACAAUAUAAAGGCUGUCAUCUCUACCAUAAGCACUUUGUAAGUCAAAAGGCUCGUAAAUUUGAAACAUUUGAGCAUGUUCAUGUCAUUCAAAAGUUUUGCCCGCAACUCACAAACUCUUGGAGACUCAUCUGUUGUGGUAACAUCAAUGUUGUAUGUAUGGAUGGAUGUAUGUAUGGUUGUUGUAUGUAUGGAUGGAUGUAUGUAUGGUUGUUGUAUGUAUGGAUGGAUGUAUGUAUGGUUGUUGUAUGUAUGGAUGAAUGGAUGUAUGGUUGUUUACCCACUCUUUCCUGUACAUAUUCAUUGAUGCUGCAGCAUGAAUAAAAAAAGAAAAAAAUAUUAUAAAUCUGUACACCUUCAAGUGAAUCUGGUACCUGCUGGUCCAUGUUAAUGUAAUAGACUUUGUAAACUGCCCCUGUGAUUUGAGAUUUGCUUCACUGCAAAAAACAUUCCUCCCAAAUAAUUGGGACAUACUGGUCAGUAAUACCCAUUCAUUUGAAAGUAACUAGACUUGCUACGAUAGUCGGUGUUACCGGUGUUCAGCCGCAACACCGGUUACGUGCACUUUUUGACACACGUUUUGAUUUUGUAUAGUAAUAAAAAUCAUUUAGUUCGGUUAGAACUUACACUACAAUUAAAAACUGUACAUGUCUGCUCCAUGCAGUGUGAGGCAUAAUGAGGCAUAAUAGUGUACCUUAUGAAAGUGCACCGUUUUGUCCACUGCAUCACUUGGACAUAUUUUGGUCCUCUUCCGUCCAGCUGUGGAUGACAAGAGAUAGAGAAGCAGCAUAGAAGCGAUGUCACUGUCCCAGUCUAUCAGGAGGAAAAACAAGGCAUUUGGAAAUCCUCUAUCAGGAGGAAAAACAAGGCAUCUGUACGUCUUUGUGGGUCAUGUACUUGGUCCUGACGGUGUUGAAACAUUAUCUUCAUCUUCUGAAAUACACUUGCUUCAUCAGGAGAGUGAACAAGAAAUGAAAUGCAGGCAUCUCCAUCAAGCUUCUGAGGCAGUGUGGUCGCUGAUCUUCGGCGCUUUGGUCCUUGUGCUUGAUGCACUGAGGCUUCCUCGACUGGCCGUUUUCCUGAAGUCCUGGAAAUGGUUUUGAGGCACCACACUAAAUAUCCAGUGCCCUUUUCCCCAUCAUAGAAACUCUCCUGUUCCAUUUAAAUGAAUAAAGACAAAUACUCACAAAAUGAUCUUACAUAAAGUGCAGAUGCAGCAUUGUGAAACAAAAGAACAAUUAAUUAUUUAAUAGAUUUUCUUUUUUCAAAUUAAUGUGCUAUCAUCGAUUUUAUUGUUGAAUUUUGAAAUCUUUUCACUUUUAUAAGCAACUGUAGUUAUUUUAUAAUGAAAACUACGAUGCCAAAGCCCCUUUCUGUAAAUCUGGUGCUGUUUUCUUAAUAUGGUUGUAAAACGUACAUAGCCCUUUGGAGAAAAAGGAUCCUUCAGUGAGGGAAAGAGAGUAAUAAUUCCCAGGGCAUACUUCUUCUGCUGACGGGAAGGAUUCCUACUAUAGGGUGAAGAAAGUCAAUCUUACUGAUUACAGGAUUACAGCCUUUUUUUAAUAUUCCUUUUUAAUAAAAACCUUUUUAAAUCUUA